UCAACGGCCGCCCGGCGCCGGAGGAUGGUGACUCUGGUGGCGGCGACCACCGUGGACCCGGCUUCUAUCGGCCUGGGUCUUCCCUUCUGGCCAUGCCCGGUUGGCGCCCGGGCCCUUCCGCGCAGGGCAUGCUGAGUUUUGCAGAUGAAGAGGUGAGGCUGUUAAAGCUCGAGAACCACCUCGUGAGAGAGGAUCACCUGGACAAGCGUUGGGAGGGGGCGACGGGCGAGUCGGUUGAUGGAGCCAUUUUCCUCAGCAGGCAUGUUGCUGCGUCUAAUCGUCCGGCGCUCACCAUUCAUCCGAUUGGUCCACCGCAUCUGCGUGAAGAUGAGGUUUUGCUGGCUGGUGGGAGGCCAGGGUGGGCGGCCCCUCCAAAUCCUCGGAUUGGACCUUGGCUGAGGCUCUUGAACAACAUUGCCGAGUCGCACAGCCUAGUUCCUGAGUUUGAGGUCACUUUGGAGGCUACUCAUCACGGACCAGAAAUUAGUUCACCAGCAAUGUUUAUAGAGAUUGGUAGUACAGAGGAGUACUGGGAGAGGCAGGAUGCGGCCCAAGCUAUUGCUUUAGUGAGUACUUGUGUUGAGAACUCUGUCAUCAUAUGUGUUUUUUGUUCUGUUACUACGUAGUUAUCUUAAAUCCCGAGUAAUAGACUCCAAUCACAUUCUUUUGAGGACUUGUAGAGGCAUAACACUUCAUACUCAACUCUAUUCAAGUCAGGUUUCUCAGCAUGCUCCACCUAGUUCCCACCAAUUUCAGAGUUGGUUAUAAAUAUCCCAUGUCUUGUUACUCAAACCUCAUGCACUGGUCUUU
Molecule: messenger RNA, 810 nt
Organism: Eucalyptus grandis
Lineage: Eukaryota; Viridiplantae; Streptophyta; Magnoliopsida; Myrtales; Myrtaceae
Product: D-aminoacyl-tRNA deacylase-like
Exons: 5
Coding region: 93-626 (177 amino acids)
Molecular function (GO): D-aminoacyl-tRNA deacylase activity
Source: RefSeq, a predicted model, not a curated record